UUUUCUUUAUCGAACAAACAAAGACGAAGUCACGAGAAUGACUUUUUGACCCCAGUUUUCAGAUGUUUUGGGGCUUUUGUCAUUGUAUUGGAUUGCUUUCCCAGAAAAACAGAUUUCGUAAUACUCUUCUCUUAAUAUUCUGUAUACUUUUGUAUUUGACUUGUCCAGUAUUACAUAGACUUCUUGUUUUUCCAACGGAAUGUACAUCAGUGGGCCGAAAUGAUGAAGAUCUGAAAUAAUCUUUUUAAUAACCCCAGUGAGAUUAAUUUGUCAUUACAAGGCACGAGAAAUGGCGCUUCAGCCGUUUACAAACGAACAGUUGAACUAUUUUAAGUUUGCUUUCGUCGUCCUCAAUGAAUUCCCAAGAGCAUUACGUCAAACGUUCAAAGCGAUGUGGGACAACACCUUUGGACAUCUCCCUGGUAUGCAACCCUGGGAUGACUCCAUUGCUGUAAGGAAUAUGUUCCUGGCUACAGAAGGCGGAACAACCAAAGUUCUUACGCACCUCUCUUAUGACGAAUGGGAUUGUACCGCCUUAUUCCAGGCUACAAUCUUCGCACGUUCUUUUGCUUUACCAGACAGCGCUGGACAUCACAAAACACUUAGUAAUCUGUUCGUAAGGCCCCGUGGUUUACCUCAUGGACGUUUUCAUGCUUCUGUAAUAAGCCCGGGUGGAAACAAUGCUGAAACUUUCGCGUUGGCGAUCGAUCAACUAUGACUUCUUAGAAACGCGUUUUGCCACUCUUCCAGUUCCAAGAUGUGCAAACCAACAUUUGAUCAAUACAUACAGCAUACUAAAGACGCGUUCGGAGCCCUUGGAGUGACGACAGGUCCUGUUGACGCCGUUGGAAGUUUGACUGAGGCAGACUUUCCUACACAAAGAGUUCGCACUUUGGAGGAUGAGAUCAGGAAAGAGCUCCAGGCAGUAAGUGCAUUUCUCAAGGAAGACGUGAAGGAUGAGUUAGUGGAAAUGAAGGAUGAAGUAGUGGGAAUUAGGUCUGACAUCGUGCAAUUGAAUCAGGAACGUAAAGAAGAUGUAACACGGGCAGGACGAGAAAGAAAAGAGGAGAUUAAGGAGCUACAGAACCAGUUGAGGGAAGACAUCAGAAAAGAACACCAGGGACAGAGAACAUCUCUCCAGAAAGACGUGAAAGAUGAGCUGAUGAGAGUAGGAUCUGAUAUCGCGCAAUCGAACCAGCAACUUAAAGAAGAUGUAACACAAGCAGUGAGAGAAGGAAAAGUGGAGAUUCAGGAGCUACAGAGCCAGUUGAGGGAAGAUCUCAGAAAAGAACACCAAGGACAGAGAGCUUCUCUCAAGAAAGAUGUGAAAGAUGAGCUGAUGAGAAUAGGGUCUGAUAUCGCGCAAUCGAGACAGGAACUUAAAGAAGAUGUGACACAAGCAGCGAGAGAAAGAAAAGAAGAGAUUCAGGAACUGCAUUACCAGCUGAAGGAAGACAUCAAAAAGGAGUUUCAGGCUGAGAGCGCACUUCUCCAGGAAGGCGUGAAACAAGAGUUACAGAGCAUAAGGUCUGAUAUCGCACAAGCGAACCAGGAACGUAAAGAAGAUGUAACACAAGCAGCGAGAGAGAGAAAAGAGGAGAUUCAAGAGCUAAAGAACAAGUUCAAAUUAAAUACAAAGCAGUGCAAAGAGGAAACGUUGGCUUCUUCAAUGAGGACGACCUCCACAGCUGAUCAAGAAAUCAAUGAGCCAGUUGCCGAGUUGAAGCGAAAGUUUGAUGAGCUGCUCAAGGAUAGAAGAUUACCAGAAUCGAAACCCCUUCUUCCAAGAUCGUGCCUUCCUUCCAAGGUGCCCAACUUCACUGGACGCGAGAAGGAAUGUGAAGAGAUAAUUGGGCACGUCACUUCAGCUUCUACUCGACUGGUGUCAGUGUGGGGCUCACCGGGAUUCGGAAAAACUUCCGUUGCAAUCGCAGUGGGACAUGAUUUCCAAGCACAAGGCCUUCCGGUAUACUUCCUGUCAGUGCGUGAGCUGAAGUCCAAAGGCGAUCUAACAUCAAAGUUUCUUGGCUUGCUACGCCGGUCUACGACGCUUAAAGAUGACCAUCAAGCACUAGCACAGAGUUUAACAGUAGAUGAUGAACUUUGCUCAAUAUUUGAUGAGAUGUCUGAGCACUGCGUUUUCAUUCUUGGUAAUGCCGAUGAUUUACUUGAAAGUGGCGUACCAAACGUGAAGGAAGAGGUUAUGAAUCUACUUGAAGAAAUUCUGAAUCGCAGCGACUGACAAAGUGACUUUCCUUCUUACCACAAGGGAAUCUUUGAGGUUCUUGGAUUUCCGUUUGCAAGGACACCAGGCUGUAAGAAUAAGGGAACUAGAUGAGUCAUCUUCUCAACACCUGGUUCAAAAGUUGCUUCCAGAAGCCAGUGGCUCUGACUGUGUAAAAGUUUCGCACAUCUGCGGGAACGUGCCCCUAGCAAUGAAGCUGUUGUGUUCCUCUGUUACUGAAGACGGUUCUCAACCUGGCCCUUUUGUUGACGAGUUCAUGGAGACGGCCACAGCGGACAACAUUGUGGAAAUGUUAGACAACCCAGAUUACCCCAGCGAUCUGAGAAUGAAGUCACUUUUCGACGCUUCUUUCCAAAGACUCACUACUCAAGAUAAGGAAGCUCUAGUAUCCUUGUGUAUUCUAUCCGAACAGUUUGAUCUGGAGAUCGCCGCAACUGUUCUGGGAAUAAGAUGAACCGAAGCUUCAAAGGCGCUGCAAAGACUUCAGCGGAAAUCUCUCAUAGAUUCCAGUUCAAACUCUGGAAAAUUUACCUUUCACAAGCUUCUUCAUUCAUUUGCAAGUGAAAAAGGAGAACUUGAGAUGAAAGAAACGGUUCUCGACUCCAAAAUUCGCUUUUAUGAGUUCUACAUUGCCUUAUUCGAGAAGCUUAACGGGAACUUCCUCACUGGAUUUUCCAUGCGUUCCUUUAUCCAGUUCUUUGAAAACGAACAAAGGAUCGUUCAAAGUCUGAUUGACGGUUGUUACUAUUCGAAGACAGUUGACAGAAUUUUGGAAGUUUUGGUCAAGGCAGAGUUGUUCCUUUACUUUCUUUAUUACCAGGGAAGAGCUGUGCCCGACAAGAUUUACGAUUCAGCAAUAACGGCGGCCACUCGUCCUGGUAAAGAUUAUUUCAACAAGGCACUGCUUGGUUCCAAAGCUUUUGGCGAAGUAAUUCAUGCUCUACCUGGAGGGACGUUGCAGCGGCUUUCUGAAGUCGAGGAAUCACUUGUUCCUACCUCCGUCGAUGAUAUCAAGCAGAAAGGAAAACUCUUGUUUUAUGGAGGAAUUUAUCAGCUUGUUAUGGGCAAUGUUGGAGGAGCGAAAUGUUUAGAAAAAGCUGUUUCUUCGAUGGAUGCAAGUCCAGAGCACACAACACUAAAGCUGAUUGCGUUUCAAAUUCUUUCGCUGUAUUUUGGCUACAAAAAUAACUCGGAAAAGUCCUCUUACUUCUACAUGAAAGCACUGCAGGAAUGCCAAGUAGUGGGAGACAAGGGCUUACUGGUGAUCCCUAAAGUCGAGGGAACAAUAAAGGAAGGUGAGGCAAAGAAAGCACAUUCAAGAAAAUGCCAAAUCACCGCAAACCAGCCACUUCAACUUGAAAUUAUCUUUCUCGUGAGCCAAGCAGUUAAGAAUUUCUCUACUACUGAAACCUAUCAGUGUUUUGCACUCUUGCUAUCGAAAAUACUUCAACAUUAUAAGACGGCAUUUCCAGCAGGAAUGACUGGUUCGUUCCAUUAUCAUUUCACUGGCAUACGUUUUUUGCGGACGUUAUGCAAACAACAGGGCGCGGGAAUCACCAUCGAAGAAAUACUCGGUUUACCUGGCAGAUCAGCAGACCAAAACGAGACUGAGAAAACUAAACUCCCCUCAACUCCAGAAAAACGGAAAGAACACAUCCAACGCAAGUACUCAGAAGCUCUAGAGUCAACCAAGCGUGCACUUGCCAUCACGCUCAAAUUGCUUGGUGAACAACAUUCAGAGACCGCUGACAGCUAUCAUUCAUUAGGGAUUACACAACACUUACUGGAAGAUUAUACCUCAGCUACCGAGUCACACAAGCGUGCACUCGCUAUCAGACUAAAACUGUUUGGUGAAGAACAUCCAGACACCGCCGACAGCUAUCAUUCAUUAGGGAUUACACAACACUC
Molecule: messenger RNA, 4153 nt
Organism: Orbicella faveolata
Lineage: Eukaryota; Metazoa; Cnidaria; Anthozoa; Scleractinia; Merulinidae
Source: RefSeq, a predicted model, not a curated record